AUGGCUGAAACAAUGUCGACGACUCGAAAAGCUCCCUUCUCAUUCUGGCGGUUCAUUCAAGCUGAAUUUACCCGAGAUUAUAUGCUCGAAUGUGAAGAACAAAAGUAUCUCGAAAAACGAGAAAGAAUUUACAAUUUUCUUUUGAUGUCAUCAAGUCUUGAAAAGUUUAUGCUUUAUGGCUUUUGUCAAUGUUUGGAUACAUUUCUAUACGUUUGGACAUUCUUACCAAUACGCAUUACACUUGCUCUGAUACAAGCGAUUGGUACACUAUGCCGAUUUCGAACGUCAAAACAUUCUCGUUUAUUCGAACCCGCACAAAUUAUUGAUAUCGUUAAAGGCUUGAUUGUACUUGGAUGUGCUGUUCCAAUGUGUUUUAUGGACAUAUCCGUCGUCUAUCAUACCGUCCGUGCUCAAGCGGCAAUUAAACUCUAUAUGUUUUUUAAUAUGCUCGAAGUCUGUGAUCGAUUACUGUCCUCAUUUGGUCAGGAUACACUCGAUGCUGUCUAUUGGACGGCCACUGAACCACGUCGUAAACAUAGUGCUGGAAAAUUAUUGCUUUGGUUGAUUAUCGCGAUUGUUUAUUGCACUAUUCAUGCUAUACUUGUUCUUCUCCAAGCAAUAACGUUGAAUGUCGCAUUUAAUUCUCAAAAUAAAAUGUUGCUAAUUAUAAUGUUAACCAAUAAUUUUAUUGAAUUGAAACAUAGUGUGUUUAAGAAAUUCGAUCGGAAUAAUUUAUUUCAAUUAUCAUGUAGUGAUUGCCGAGAACGGUUUCAUUACGUGAUUCUAUUGUUUGUUGUUUGUGUGCGUAAUCUUGAUCAGUUCGAUUGGGACAUGAGUCAAUUUUGGCCGUUGAUCGAUUUUAUUGUAGUUGUUUUUGUUGUGGAAUUUUUUGUCGAUUGGGUCAAACACGGUUUCAUUCUCAAAUUUAAUGAACUUUCCUCCGAAGUUUAUCGAGAAUAUACAUUGAGUUUAGCUCACGAUAUGGUCAAAACCAAACAAGAUAUUGCUUUAUCGGAUUAUACAGAUUUGCUUAGCCGUCGGUUGGGAUUCAUACCAUUGCCUUUCGCAUGCUUAGUUUUCGGUGUUCUCUUUCAAACAGUCAAUGUCAAGACAAGUCUGUCUGUAAUCAAUGUGAUAUUAGCAUUUUUCUGUCUCGUAGCAACAAAAACUGUCGUCGGUACAAUUCUACUUGGUAUCUCUUGUGAAUAUGUGAAUAAUAAUCGAAAGGAUACCAUGGGUAGUACAGUAUCGAUCAAAGAACAAGUAGCGAAUGCAGCAACAACCGCUAAUGAUCUAUCCACAGCUGAAACGACACACCCAGUACCGCAGCCCUUGGAAAAAACACAUACACGUAGUCUGAGCCUUGUACAUUUGAAUGAAUUAGCCAACCAAAAAUUUCCAUCCGAACCACCAGGCCUGCCCGUUAUUGACGGUGGAGAUGAACUGAAUGAGACGUCAUUUCGUGAUGCCGAUGACAAUUACCAAUGCUUAAUCAACGAUCAGAAUUGUCCACCAACGCCGAACUUCUCUAAAGCGACGGCACCCAGUUUUAUUCUAAAUGAAAAUCUAAAUAAUAAUAACAGUUCCACGACUUUGUCAAGCAUCACGAAUAAAGAUGAAGGGAUUAUGUUCACAGCUUCAUCAUCGGCAGCUAAAAAGCCGGAUUUAGACGAUGUAGAACGAUUUAAAAUGUGUGGAAAUUCCAUAAUUGCUUAA
Molecule: messenger RNA, 1716 nt
Organism: Adineta ricciae
Lineage: Eukaryota; Metazoa; Rotifera; Eurotatoria; Adinetida; Adinetidae
Source: the annotation of a GenBank genome assembly